AUGAAGACUUCGACCGGCGACGGUGCCUCGCAAGGACCCCGGCAGACUCGGCCGCCCUCGGGCUCGCCCAUCAUCAACCACCACAGCCAGGAUGGCAUCACUCCCACCUCCAGGAUUCAGGCCUCUGCCAAGGGCACCAUAUCAAUCCCGAGCGCCGACAAUUUAACGCCUCCGUCCGACUCGUCCACCGACUUAUCACCAUCAUCGCCCAAUACGCAAGAUGAUCACUUCUUCGGCUCCAAAGAGGGCGCUGAUCGCGGCGCACCCCUCAAGCUCUCGAGGUCAGGUUCUGCCAGCCCGUUUCGCCUCUCGCUGCCCAUGAUCACUCCCGGUCAACUGGCGUUCUCCACAUUGCAGUUCCUGCCGGUGCCCAUACUGGUCCUGGACAAUCUCAAAACCGUGGUCAUGGCCAACAGUGCUAUGGGCCGCUUGCUCGGCAUGUUGGAUGACUUGUCAGCUGGUCUGGACGACCCGUCGGCCGUAGUUGACAGGCUUCGUGGCCAGACUCUUUCACAGGUCGGCGUAGAUUUGGUCGACGAGGGGAAGCCCGUGUGGAUAUCUUGGGAUGCUUUCUUUGACGAAUUGACUGCCGAGCAAGAAGUGUCGCAGGUCGAGGCUGCUGAUUCCGCCGCCACAUCUGUGAGCGAAAGCACCCCGACGCCUUCGGAAGCCAACGCGUACUUUCCACGUUCGCCCACGAAAGAGACUGGAGCGAAAAGCCAAAGCUCCGCCGUUGACGUGGUUGUUUUGUCAGCCGGCUUCAACCCAACCAGUGAUGCGAGGUCAAAGGCAGCGAAGCACACGAGCGCGAAGAUGCUCAUCACAAUAUGGGAACUGGAAGGUCACCAGACUUAUUACACCUUGACCUUUACUAAUACCGACUCACCGCCACCGCUUUCUGCAGGGCCCAAGAUUUCUGUUGCGCGGCCCUCGUCCCUGGAAGCUGCGGAGCGCAGGUCGAUCACAAGUUCAAACCCCCCGUCAACCAAUUCCAGUCAAAGUCAUGGCUCGAACUCGACUUCAUUCCGGAUCAGUCCCAGCACAGUGGCAGUUUCCGCCGCACCAUUCCCACCGAUGGGCCCUCCACCUCGCUUGUCGCAUUCCUCAACCCCAUCAGCCCUGCUCAAACUCACUGUCAUCAAGGACGCUUUGUUGGACAACACCGAGAUGCCAAUCCUGGCGAUGUGGAAAGACGGCACUGCCCCAGUGCUGAACAGAGCGGCCCGAGAACUGAUCAAAGACAGCAGGGCCACUGCCAGUACUGAUGGGCUCGACUUGCUUGCUCAUUGGGACGUCUGGACCGAGGACUUCAGCCGAAUGCUCACUGCGGACGAAUUUCCAAUCAAUGUCCUUCUCCGUGAGCAAACGCCGUUCUCCGGAAUGCGAGUCGGCAUGAUCAACCGGAGGACCGAUAGCAAAAUCAUCUACGACAUGCUCGGUGAAAUCAUAACAGACGAUGAGACGGGUGAAGUCGUGGCGGGAGUUGUGACCUGCCGUGAUGUUACGCCUUUGACCAAUGAAAUAACGCAGAUUAAGGAGGCGGACGAGGAGCGGUUCCAGGUUAUUUGUGACAGCAUGCCGCAAAUGAUUUGGACAACAACACCUGACGGCAUGCACGACUACUUCAACAACAGGUGGUACGAGUACACGGGUUUGACUCCAGACGAAUCGCUUGGUCUGGGAUGGAAGAACCCAUUCCACCCCGAUGACAUGGCAGCAACAGCGGCACGGUGGCAGCACAGUCUGGCCACCGGUGAUCCAUACGUGACUGAAUAUCGGUGCCUCAGCAAAGACGGCGAAUGGCGCUGGAUGCUUGGGCGUGCUCUUCCCCUGCGGAACAAGCAGACGGGAGAAAUCACAAAGUGGUUCGGAACCUGUACGGAUAUCCACGAGACACUUGAAGCUCAGCUCGUCGCCGAACAGACAAACUCGCGUCUCAAAACAGUUCUCAGCCAUGCCCAGACGACUAUAUUCACUGUAGACCGGCAAAGUCGACUGACGAUGCUGGAGGGAGCCAUGGUGUGGAAUCGGCAGAAGGGGCACGCUUCUCGCUUUGAUUCUAGGAAAUGCAUCGGCCGCAAGGUUGACGAGGUCUUUGUGGAGAUCAACCCUGACACAAAAGAAGGCGAGGCGAAAGAGUUCCUUAGCGGUCUACAUGACAUUCUCGCUGACCGCCAAGCUCGCGACAUCGUUCAUGAGCAUGGUUUAGGGAACCGCUUCUACCGGACCAGGUUUCUACCUUUCCAAGAUCAUAAUCCCCAGAGCGACGAAUUUAGUGAUUCCUCCACAUCAAAGAAAUUCGAUGGUGUCAUCGCCGUCAUCACAGACGUCACGGAACUCAAGACGAGGGAACACGACCUGAAGAUUCAGGCGAGGGAAAAAAGGCAGCUGCUUGCCAACGAGGCAGCUGCGAAAGAGGCUAGUCGGUUGAAGAGCCAAUUCCUCGCAAACAUGUCACACGAGAUCCGCACGCCCAUCACCGGUGUUAUUGGGAUGGCCGAACUUUUACUGGAUCUGCCGCUCGGAGAUGAGCAAAAGGAGUACGCCAUGAACAUCGGUCGCUCCGCGAAUGCACUUCUUACCGUCAUCAACGAUAUCCUCGACUUCUCGAAAGUGGAGUCAGGUCACCUCGACAUUGAGGAAGUUCAGUUCUCACUAUCAGUAGUUGUGCAGGACGUAUCAAAGAUGCUGAGCUUCGCUGCGGAGCGCAAACACCUAGAUUUUCGGUCGGACAUAUCGCAGGACAUCGCCGACGGUCUGGUCGUUCUGGGGGACCCAGGCCGUGUUCGGCAGAUCAUCACCAAUCUGUUGACAAACAGCAUCAAGUUCACCAAUCACGGUCAUGUCAGCUUUUCCGUGCUGAAGGAGAGGGAAUACGGGGACACGAUCGAAAUCAAGUUCGUCGUCGAAGAUACAGGCAUCGGUAUCGAUGAUGACGUGCAGAAGAGGUUGUUUCAGCCGUUCAGCCAAGGCGACCCUUCCACGGCACGAAAGUUUGGCGGCACGGGACUUGGCCUCACAAUCUCAAAGAAUCUGCUGGACUUGAUGCGGGGGCGCAUGCAGCUUCAAUCGUCCCCUGGCAAUGGAACCACUGCCACCUUUUGGAUUCCAUUCACCAAAUCAACCAGCCCGCAGAACGCGUCUCUCGUGGAGAUAGGUCCGUUGCCUGAUCGUCUGCAUUCAGAGAUGAGCGUCUCAUGCAACAGCUCUGACCACGACCACGGCGGCAAUCCUGCCGUUGACGGUCCGUACGGCAACGGGGCUAUUGCCCGAUCGUACAAAGGACUGAUGCCGGUUUCACCACUCGGCGUCAGGGCUGAAGAUCUCCCCAGGUCAGAACGAGCCAAGAUCCAAGUUCUCGUGGUAGAGGAUAAUGCAAUCAAUCAGCAGAUCGCCACGAAAACUAUUGAGAAGCUCGGAUUCAAAGUUUCUGCCGCGUGGAAUGGCAAAGAAGCGCUCGAGUACCUGGAGGCUUGUCAGCAGGGCACCCUGGUGAAGCCUGACAUCAUCCUAAUGGAUGUGCAGAUGCCUGUAAUUGAUGGCUACCGCUGCACGCACAUCCUCAGACAUCACCUGCCUUACAAAGCCUACGCGCAAGACGUCCCGAUUGUCGCCAUGACAGCGUCAGCCAUACAGGGUGACAAGGAGAAAUGCACUAAAGCUGGCAUGGACGAUUACCUCGCGAAACCAGUGAAGAGUCAGACUCUAGAGCAGAUGCUCAUAAGGUGGAGCAAGACGAAACGACGAGCACUGCCGAUCCUCUCGCGCUCGCAAUCCCACUCGGAUUGUUCCGAAUCGACCGAUCACUGCUUAAGCACAGACAUCCCACGGACCGGAUUUCACUCGCCGGCUGAGACACAUGAAGACCUGCAUCCGUUGAGCGGCAAUACAUUUCAUGCGGAGAUAGACGAACGGCAGGGCUUACCAACCCCUAAGCCUUUUGUCCCGAGACCUGGUACUCACGAGAUGACGGGAUUUCCGUUCGGGCUGACUCAAGCGACACGUCAGCUGGAUCCAAAUGAGUUGGCCAUGCAGCUGCGAGACGAUAAAUUGCUUGGCGCUGCCAGCAGUGGAGAGAUGUCCACUUCAGCUUCGCCCAAUGUCCUUCCUGAAGGGGACUCGCUCACUGAGGCCAACAUUGAGAGGCUCUCGACCCAAGAGGGCACAAGACCUGUCUAUGCGAGGACAAAAACACAGGACUGGAGUACACGACGACAGUCAUGA
This is a messenger RNA of Microdochium trichocladiopsis, 4224 nucleotides long. RefSeq lists its product as uncharacterized. Gene Ontology annotation, molecular function: phosphorelay sensor kinase activity; protein binding. The transcript is spliced from 4 exons. NCBI's taxonomy places the organism in Eukaryota, Fungi, Ascomycota, Sordariomycetes, Xylariales, Microdochiaceae. The coding region runs from base 1 to 4224 and encodes 1407 amino acids. Gene Ontology annotation, biological process: phosphorelay signal transduction system; phosphorylation. The record is from RefSeq and is a predicted model, not a curated record.